Molecule: messenger RNA, 837 nt
Organism: Caenorhabditis remanei
Lineage: Eukaryota; Metazoa; Nematoda; Chromadorea; Rhabditida; Rhabditidae
Exons: 4
Coding region: 1-837 (278 amino acids)
Biological process (GO): Golgi organization; protein secretion
Cellular component (GO): Golgi apparatus
Source: RefSeq, a predicted model, not a curated record
AUGUGCAUUGGAUUCAUCAAAGUAGCGACAUCUCCCGAUGAGAAAUACAAAUUGAUAAUUCUCAAUAAUCGUGACGAAGACUUGGACCGCCCUACCGCUCCAAUCCAUUGGCAUGACGGGAUUCUCAGCGGAGUCGACGAGAAAGACGUAGCACGUGGCACUUGGCUAGGGAUUGAUGAGCAUGGAAAGGUUGGAAUGCUCCUUUCGAUAACACAACCAGUGGAUUCAAAGCAUACAAACGCACCGAGUCGAGGCGGGAUUGUCAAUGAAUUCUUGAAAUCUGGCAGUGAUUCUAGUCAGUUUUUUGAGAAUUUGAAAGGAAAAGCAGAGAGUUUUAAUGGAUUUCAGUUUGUAGGAAUAGAGAGAAAUCCGAAAUCCGGUCUAUUCGAAGUUCGAUCGCUUACCAAUCAACUUGUCGAUCAGAUUGAGAUCACUAAAUGGAAUGAUAAAUUCCACGUGUAUUCCAACAGUCCUCCGCAUAUUCCAUUCAAAAAAGCUGAAUUCGGCCUGAAAAUCUUCUCGGAAAGUCUGGAAAAGACUGAUGAAUUGGAUAUUGAUGAGAUUCAGAGACGAUUAUUUGAGAUCGCCACGUGUCGAACUCACUGCUUCCCGGAUGAUCAAAUCCGAGUGCAAACUGGAUUUCCGGGAGACGUCUACAAGCCAUUGACCUCGAUUUUCGUGAGAUUUCCGGAGAGUAGAAGAUAUGGAACACGCUCUCACACUCUUAUAAUUGUCGACAAAGAGGAUAAUGUGACUGUACUGGAGAGACAGAUGGAAGCGGCGCAAAAAGUGGAAGAAUCCACUUGGCACGAUGAGAAGAUCCAGUUUAAAUUGUGA